AUGCAGAACCACUAUCAAUUUCUUACUACUGAGUUCUACCCACCCUUAAUGAUAGCGGUUAAGCGAAAUGACACAAACCUUGCUAAGCUUUUAAUUGAAAGGGGCGCUGACGUGAAUAAUGCGGUGCCUGAAGAUAGUUCUUCUUGUGUCGAUCAACCAUUACAUGUUGCUAUUCGCAGAGGUUAUGACAGGAUGGUUUUCCUGCUUCUAAGGAAUAAUGCCGACCCUAAUAUUGAUAUGGAAUUUAAUCAAAAACCACUUAUGGUUGCUACCCGCGAAAAUCGCGUAGGAAUAAUGAAGCACCUCAUUGCGUAUGGUGCAAAUGUUAACGAUUUUUCUGGAGAUCGAUUUAUGAAAUUGACUUGUCUUCAUGUUGCCGUCAAUGGCAAUUACUGCGAAGCAGUUAUAUCAUUGUUGAAAGACAUUACAAUUGAUGUAAAUCUAACGACUGCGGAUGGAAGUUCAGCCCUUCAUAUCGCAGUUAAAAGACUCAACCACAAUUCUACUAUCAUAAUACAACAUCUUCUUGAUGCUGGUGCUGACAUUAAUUUGAAAAACCUUUACGGUAGAACAGCAUUUGAUUCAUUAUAUUUAUAUCCAUCCGACGUUAGAAAGAUAUCGAAAGAGCAUAUUGCAAAGCUUAGUGCGGCUUCUUUGUAUGUAAGUGAAAAAAAUUUAGCACUUAUAGCGAACCGCGAAGAAUUUAGUGAAGUGCGUAAUAAGUGUAUGAAAGAAAUCGAAAAUAUGAAAAAAAAAAAGAUUGGUGAUAGUAAUUUUACAUACUAUGAUUUAUUGCGUAAAUCUCAACAUAAUUUGGCUGUUGGUUUAAAACAUUAUGAUCCUUGGAAAAAUAUUGAUCCAUUGGUUUCAUUCCCUCUAUACGGUGAAAUGAUAAAUUACCGAUUAAGGAGAGUGUUAGGGCGAAAAAGACUUUUAAUUGAUGUCACUGAUUUAGUGUAUGAUAUUUUUGAUGACAUUCGCUUACCAAGUACUUUUACAAGUAUGAUUUUUAUAUAUCUUACUAAUGGAGAUUUGAAGAAAUUAGUCAUUAAGGAUAACUAA
Molecule: messenger RNA, 1062 nt
Organism: Microplitis mediator
Lineage: Eukaryota; Metazoa; Arthropoda; Insecta; Hymenoptera; Braconidae
Product: ankyrin repeat, bromo and BTB domain-containing protein DDB_G0293800-like
Exons: 1
Coding region: 1-1062 (353 amino acids)
Biological process (GO): positive regulation of transcription by RNA polymerase II
Cellular component (GO): nucleus
Molecular function (GO): transcription cis-regulatory region binding; protein binding
Source: RefSeq, a predicted model, not a curated record